AUGGCCAAGGAGACGGUGCUCCUCGUCGUGGCUUUCGCCGUUGCCGCCGCCUUCCUGUGCUCGUGCCCCGUCGCCGUCUCCGCACGGAAGGUGGGCGAGACGUGCGCGCUGUCGCGGAACUGCGACGCCGGGCUGCACUGCGAGACGUGCGUGGUGGACGGCAACGUGCGGCCGCGCUGCACCCGCGUGACCCCCGUCGACCCGCAGAGCAAGGACCGGGGGCUGCCGUUCAACCGCUACGCGUGGUUGACGACGCACAACUCCUUCGCGCGGCUGGGCACCCAGUCCCAGACCGGGACGGCCAUCGUCACGGCGUUUAACCAGCAGGACACCAUCGCCGAGCAGCUCAAUAACGGCGUGAGGGGGCUGAUGCUGGACAUGUACGACUUCCGCAACGACAUAUGGCUCUGCCACUCCUACGGAGGCGCAUGCCGAAACUUCACCGCAUUCACGCCGGCGGUAAACGUGCUCCGGGAGAUCGAGGCGUUCCUGAGGAGGAACCCCUCCGAGGUGAUCACGAUCUUCAUCGAGGACUACGUGGAGGCGCCCAUGGGGCUCACCCGGGUGUUCAACGCCUCCGGCCUGACGCCGUACCUGUUCCCCGUGUGGCGCAUGCCCAAGAACGGCGGCGACUGGCCGCUGCUCAGCGACAUGGUCCGCGACAACCACCGCCUCCUCGUCUUCACCUCCAGGUCCGCCAAGGAGGCCGCCGAGGGCUUCGCACACGAGUGGGGCUACGUCGUCGAGAACCAGUAUGGGAGCAAAGGGAUGGUGAAGGGGUCGUGCCCGAACCGCGCCGAGUCGGCGGCCAUGAACGACCUGUCGAGGUCUCUGGUGCUGGUGAACUACUUCCGGGACCUCCCCAACUUCCCGGAGGCGUGCAAGGACAACUCGGCGCAGCUGCUGGGCGUGCUCGACACCUGCCACGCCGCGUCGGGGGACAGAUGGGCCAACUUCAUCGCCGUCGACUUCUACAAGAGAAGCGACGGAGGCGGCGCCGCGGAAGCCACGGACAAGGCCAACGGCGGGCUGGUUUGUGGAUGCGGAAGCAUAGCUGCCUGCACUAGUAAUGGUACAUGCUCGCCGCGCCGGCGCGGGAGCACGCCCAAAGGCAUCUUCAACAAGACCUCAGACGCCGCUUCGUGGCAGCCGCCGGCCAUGUUGCGAUGGCAGCAGCUGAUGCUGCUAGCCACCUUCACUGAUCUACUAUUAUGCUUGUAG
Triticum turgidum subsp. durum (durum wheat) is the source of this 1221-nucleotide messenger RNA. NCBI's taxonomy places the organism in Eukaryota, Viridiplantae, Streptophyta, Magnoliopsida, Poales, Poaceae. The record is from the annotation of a GenBank genome assembly.